Anoplopoma fimbria (sablefish) is the source of this 2772-nucleotide messenger RNA. RefSeq names its product serine/threonine kinase 17a like (gene stk17al). Gene Ontology annotation, molecular function: protein serine/threonine kinase activity; ATP binding. The record is from RefSeq and is a predicted model, not a curated record. Gene Ontology annotation, cellular component: nucleus. The coding region runs from base 278 to 1402 and encodes 374 amino acids. Gene Ontology annotation, biological process: positive regulation of apoptotic process; intracellular signal transduction; protein phosphorylation. Lineage: Eukaryota; Metazoa; Chordata; Actinopteri; Perciformes; Anoplopomatidae. The transcript is spliced from 7 exons.
AAUGUGUAGUAGCACUCAGACUAAUUUACCGCACCGACCGUGCCGCACUCCCCGCAGGGCAUCAUCCUCUUGUUUUGUUUUUUGGGGGGGGGGCAACGCGCGUCUUGGAUUAUCUCCCGGUGUGUUGACACGGCUGCCGUUGGCUCUAAGCGACUUUAACAUGCAAGUUUUUACUUGAGGAGAAAAAAAACCCCGAAAAAAAACACGUCUUUGUUGUGUUACACAUAGAUUUUUUUUUCUCGUGAAGGAAGAUUGUUUCAAUUUAAACGCGACUUCAAUGCCAGAUUCAGCAAAGAUGAGCAAAAACGGAAUGGUGACUAAGAUCCACACGAGGAUACGAGCUGACCCGUUCACCACCAAUUACGAGCUGGUGGGCAGAGAGCUGGGCAGGGGAAAGUUCGCGGUGGUGAAAAAGUGCAUUGAGAAGGCUACUGGGAAGCAGUGCGCUGCUAAGUUUCUGCGAAAGCGGCGAAAGGGGGAGGACUGCCGCAUGGACAUCUUGAACGAGAUCGCCGUGUUGGAGUCGGCCAAGGCAAACCCGUACGUGGUGGCGCUGUAUGAGGUCUACGAAACCAACAGCGAAAUCAUCCUUGUUCUGGAGUGUGCCGCCGGUGGAGAAAUCUUCAACCAAUGUGUUGCCGAUAACGACGAGGCCUUCACGGAGAAAGAUGUGAUCCGACUGGCCAAGCAGAUCCUGACGGGAGUGGCCUUCCUGCAUCGGAACAAUGUGGUGCAUCUGGAUCUGAAACCCCAGAACAUCUUGCUGACCAGUGCCAGUCCUCUGGGGGACAUUCGCAUCGUGGACUUUGGCUUGUCCAGACGCAUGGAUAACAUCACAGAGGUCAGGGAGAUCCUGGGUACCCCUGAAUAUGUUGCACCAGAGAUCCUGAACUAUGAACCCAUUAGCACCGCGACAGACAUGUGGAGUAUCGGGGUCCUGACCUACGUCAUGCUGACGGGCGAGUCGCCCUUCCUGGGUGACGAGAAGCAGGAGACAUUCCUCAACAUCUCCCAAGUCAACGUCGACUACUCGCAGGACACGUUCGAGGGGAUCUCCUCCCUGGCUGUUGACUUCAUCAAGUCCCUGCUGGUUAAAAACCCCAGGAAGAGAGCCACGGCAGAAGAAUGCCUCGACCACCCCUGGCUGAACCCACUCGCCCAACCCCAUCCCCAUCCCCACCCGCAGCUCCACACCAUGUCGGCCUCCUCUGUGGACGAGCCAGAGCUGAGCCAGUCAGAGUCGGAGCCCGAGAGCCCGGCUCCCUCCCCCGAGCUGGACUUGAUUGGGUCGUACCUGGCUUGCCCGGGCCAGGGUGGGCUGAAGGCCGGCCGGGACGCCUUCUCCUUCAGCGAGCCCCUCUUUCCUACGCGGCCCGAGAUCAAGCAGGAGCUGAUCUGCUGAACGCCGUUUGCAAGGUUUAGAGAGAAUGAGCAAGAAAUUCAAACUCCGAGGAGCAGACGCUGAAAGCCAGUGAGCCUGCAGCUUCCUGGUCUUGAUCUGACUCAGGGCCGUGCUGUAUGGAUGCUGUACGCCUGUUGCUGGCUGCUUCUACUGCUGUGAUGUCUGUGAGCUGGGCUCUCUGUGUGUAGUCUGAUACCUCUGCAUGUGUGUGAGAAUAAUAAUCGCUUCUCCGUGCUGAUUUAUGAUUGUACGGAAGGAAUGUGAGAGGAAGAAAGAUGCAGGAGAAAAGCGGUGGGAGAAGAGACACAAGGAAUUUUGUCGCAGGACUGCACUGCUGCCUUAAAAGUGACGGGAACCUGGCUUUACACUGUGGCUAGGUCACCGCUGCACGCACACUGGUUUCUCUUUUUACCCAAUUAGCCUCUUGAACUGGGUUCUAGCGAGGAGGCAGCCUUGGGGAAAUGACUUCACUCACUGUGCACUCUCAUCAAAACACGUUUUGCUUCCACUGACCCAGACAUACCUUCUGUGAUGAGUUUUGUUGGAGGAUGUAAAGGGUUUUAACAGAUGGUUGUACUUAACUCAAGAAUUAAAGCAAAGGACUGCUCCACUGUUUUUAUAUGUUUAUUUAUGCGUGUUUGUCAUGCCACUUCAGCCCAUAGAAGACACAAAGCCACAUCAAUGCCCGAGUUUAGAAAUGGUAGCAUUUUUUUUUUUUACAAGGACAAUCUGAAGCACUUUUUUAUUUUGUUAUUGGACAUGUGGUAAGAAACCAAAGGCUCUUCAAGCACAGUCAGCUGUCACACAAUGUACUGUACAUAUUAACCAUUUUCCACAAUCCACUGUUUUUUGUCACAUUUACCUUUUAUUCACAAAGUGCCACUUUUUUUUUUUUUUUUUUUUUUUCAACCUCACUUCUUAAUAUUACAGUUUUGCAUUUGUAUUUUUUGUUGCACAAUUUUAUUUUAUUUUUGUACUUAACUGCAAAGUUACCACAAGAUUUCAGGCUCUUCAAAUAUUGUUAAAACAUCAGUCUUGGAAAGAGGGGAUGUUAGGGGUUGAAAUUGUAAUUGUGUUAAAGUGAUGAUUUGUAUAAAUAUGUGAUGUUUGCCUUCAAAUGCUCGGGAGCAGAGAAAUGUAAGGAAUUUCUCGAUAAGUACUGAAAUGUAUAUUGAGUUAGUAUUUAGAUGAGUCUGUAAAAUUAUUGAUGUAUCAUUAUAUCAUUUCUUAUUUUGUACAUUUUACUUACUCCUGUUGUUUUCAGGCAGGUUUGCACUUGUCCUUGUGGACGCUAUGUCAAAAUGAAUAAAUGUUGAUGGCAUGCAUUACAAAAUGUAACAAUGAAAAAUACAGGUGCAUUUUGUAUCAAA